Messenger RNA from Sceloporus undulatus (fence lizard), 3398 nucleotides. RefSeq names its product inhibin subunit beta B (gene INHBB). Gene Ontology annotation, biological process: BMP signaling pathway; SMAD protein signal transduction. Lineage: Eukaryota; Metazoa; Chordata; Lepidosauria; Squamata; Phrynosomatidae. The coding region runs from base 1 to 1353 and encodes 450 amino acids. The transcript is spliced from 2 exons. The record is from RefSeq and is a predicted model, not a curated record. Gene Ontology annotation, molecular function: growth factor activity; cytokine activity. Gene Ontology annotation, cellular component: extracellular region.
AUGGCCCCGGGGGCGCCUCGGGGGCCUCGGGGGCGUCCGGGGGCCUGGCUGCUGCUGCUGGGGCUGGGGCUGCUGGGGCUGGCGGCGCUGGGGCUGCCCUUGGCCUCGGCCCGCUCCUCCCCGGGACCCUCGGGCCCCUCGGCCUCCUCCUGCUCCUCCUGCGCCUUCCGACGGCGAGCGGCGCCGGCCUCGGCCUCCUCCCCGCUCCAGGAAGAGCAGCCGGGGGAGAAGGGCCCUGCAUCGCCGGCGGAGGAGGAGGAGGAGGAGGAGGAGGGCGGCAGGCCCGGCGCCCAGGGCCCCGAGGGGGAGUUCGUGGAGGCCGUCAAGCGGCACAUCCUGAGCCGGCUGCAGCUGCGGGAGAGGCCCAACAUCACCCACGCCGUCCCCCGGGCCGCCCUGGUCACCGCCCUCCGCAAGCUCCACGCCGGGAGGCUCCGCCAGGACGGCCGCCUGGAGAUCCCUAGCCUCGACGGGCAGCCCAGCCACGCCGGCCCCGGAGAGGGGCCCCCCGGGACACAGAGGGACCUCGCCGACGCCACCGGAGCCGCCUCCGAGAUCAUCAGCUUCGCCGAGACAGAUGACCUGGCCUCCUCCAGAAUGCGUCUUUAUUUCUUCAUUUCCAAUGAAGGGAAUCAGAAUUUGUUUGUGGUUCAAGCCAGCCUGUGGCUUUACUUGAAGCUGCUUCCAUAUGUCUUGGAGAAAGGCAGCCGGCGAAAAGUAAGAGUCAAAGUGUAUUUCCAAGACUCGGACACUAGCAACAAGUGGAAUGUGGUUGAAAAGAAAGUUGAUUUGAAAAGAAGUGGCUGGCACACAUUUCCCAUGACAGAAGCAAUCCAGGCUCUGUUUGAGAAAGGGGAGAGAAGACUGAACUUGGAUAUUCAGUGUGAGGCCUGCGAAGAGUAUUCAGUGCUGCCAAUUUACGUGGACCCUGGGGAUGAAUCUCACAGGCCCUUUCUAGUUGUGCAAGCCCGGCUGGCUGACAACAAGCACAGAAUUCGGAAAAGAGGCUUGGAGUGUGAUGGCAGGACCAAUUUAUGUUGCAGGCAACAGUUUUACAUUGACUUUAGACUCAUUGGGUGGAAUGACUGGAUCAUAGCGCCUUUGGGUUACUAUGGGAAUUACUGUGAAGGGAGCUGCCCGUCCUACUUGGCCGGCGUCCCAGGCUCUGCUUCCUCUUUUCAUACCGCAGUAGUGAAUCAGUACCGCAUGCGAGGGCUCAACCCAGGGACCGUGAACUCCUGCUGCAUCCCAACCAAACUUAGCACAAUGUCCAUGCUGUACUUUGACGAUGAAUACAACAUCGUGAAGAGGGACGUCCCCAAUAUGAUUGUGGAAGAAUGUGGCUGUGCCUGACUUGGAGGGGUGUGCGUUGGAAAGGGGAGGGGACUGGGAGGGGGGUGAGAGAAGAUUCCAAAACUGAAUGGAAACAGAGGGUGUUUUUGCUGUAUUUCUUCCUUCCAGGCAUGGAAGGGAUGUUAAAGGCAAUGGCAACAGCAGCAGCAACAACAACUACUACAACAACAAAGAUGUAUACCAUUUCACUCUGUUGUCAGACAGUGGUGGUUUGUGGAUCUUGGACACGAAAAUAGCUACCACUUAUAAACUAAUGCUAUGAAGUACCUUAUAUCCCACCCACACACCCAAGCACAUGUACACAUAGCAACACGCACACGCAAGUUGCAUGAUUCACCUGGGAGGAGGGAAGCAAGUGGCCGCAAGUGAGUGUAAAUUUGUUCCAGUGAGACACAUGGAUGGCCCACUAGCCAUUUUCCUUCUGUAAGCCAGCUGUGGAUUCUGAAUGAAACCAGUGGGAAGCACAAGAAAAGAAAACUGUUUAAUAUAUUCUCAUACACAGGUAUUUAAAUGACCAAACGUACAAAUGACCACCAUCACCUCUAAGGUCUAAAAAAAAGGAAGAAGGAAGUAGCAGGUUACCUGAUUAUGGCAAGACUGGCCCUUCCUCUUGAUGUUAAACAUAAUGUACAUAUAUAUAUUAUGAUAAAAGAAUCACAAAUGGCCUAUAGCACUUCCAGGGUAGAAUGUUGAUGGAAGCAGAGGAAAAAAAAAAAAAAGAGAGAGAGAGAGAGAGGUUGAAAGAUGUUGUGAUCUUAAUAUAAAAUGGUUGUUGUAUUUCUUCUGAAUGAUAUGUUGGCAUGAUUUCAUGCUUUAAUGGACCAUUAGAUGCUCCUAUACCUGCCCCAUGUGGACUGUUAUUGUAGUUUCAGCCAUCUGUAAAGGGCUUGUUUCCCCCCAAUCCACCCUCUUGGUCCCUGUUUUGCUUACUGUGGUUAUAAACAGUCUUCAUGUUCUCAGAAACAUUGGCAAUAUCAAAAGUUGCCAUUAGUGUUCCACGGCAGGGGAACAUCAGAGCCCCUUUGGAGCUGUUGGGAAGGAGGAAAGGGAGACAAGACACCAGCGACAGCACAAAUCCAUUGAUGAGCCCUAAAAAGAAAUUGCAGUCAGGCAGUGAAUUACCUUGGCUCAGGGGAGGGAGAUGCAGCGCACCUAAGGAGCACCUAACCAAUCUUGGGGAGAGAGAAAGAGAUUGUAUGUAAGAGAAGACGGUUUUUGUUUUGUUUUCCCAGUUCCCUUCCCAGAAUAUGUCAAGGAUGGCUGCAGAGCUCAAACAGCCCCCUACCCCCACAUGCUAUAGCAUAACACUCAUAAACUGCUUGAACGCACGUUAUUAUAGCACUUGCAGAUUUCUAUGCCUUGAAUGAUUGGUACUUGAUGGUGCACUUCUCCUUGCUCACUGUCUCUAGGUUAAAAACAAGUGCCGCAUGAGCUAUGCAAUUUAAAGUGUUGACCCAUACUAGAUGAAACUGGACUGAAAUGAGAUGGUACUUUUUAUAUUUUUUUUAUACUUGAAAUUAAAUCUUUUGCUUCUUUUUUUUAAAAAAGCGAAUGAUUGCUUUUCAUGUUUGCACUGAUGUAGUUGCAUGACUUAGUCAAGAGAAACUGCCAUUUGAAAAAAAAAGGUUAUUUUUAUAGCAGCAAAAAAAAGUGAUAAUAAUGAAUACAGUGAAAUGUAUUAUACAUAAAAUUUUGGAACCAAAGAGGCCAGCAUAUUAAUUGUAAUUUUUAUCAGAUGGCAAGGCCAUCAUAUAUCUAUAUAUCAUGUAAUGAUACUGAACACUCUCCUGUGAGGCCUAACAGUUCUUUUUCAGGGUGAAAAAUGGAUUCCAUUGUGUUUGGUCAGUGUCUUUUCUAUGCCAUCAUACGUAGUGGACAUUAUAAGAUGUACAUCCUUUAAGAGAAAGAAGGAAAGAAAAACCCAAUUGUUGUUUGUUUAAUAAAGUCCCUUGUAGGUUCUGUUCCAUAAUAAUUUAAAUACCAAACAACUUUCACUUAGAUUUGCUGUCGGAAUAUUUUACAUUUGUGUACAGUUUAAGUAAAUA